AUGCUCAGCCUGCGUUCUAGAAUCCUUGCGGUCGCCUUCUCGGCACUCGUGCCGCUCGUCGCAGCCAGCCCUGCUGUGAGCCCCGGUGAUGGUCGCGUGUACUGCGACCAGGGAGACAAGGGCGUCCCAAGAGCGUUUGCGCAGGACAUAAUCAACAACAUCAACACGAACCAGAAGGAUUUCGGCAUCCCCGGCAGGGACGGGGACUUUGGCUUCGGGUCGAGCUGCCUCAGCCACAGCCAGGGCGGCGGCUCUUACUGCUGCCAGGUUGCGUACUUGAAUACGAACGGCAACGUCGGCACGGUUACGAUGACGGCCAACACCAAGUCGACAGGCGCCGACGCGCUCGGUGGCAAGACGGACGGGGCCACUCUGAAGAGCCUGGCUACCGACAUCCUGAACACCUGCUGGUCCGGCAAUGGUGAUCACUCGGGUCGGUGGGCGGGAGCUGGAUUCCAGUUAAAUAUGCUCAGCCUGCGUUCUAGAAUCCUUGCGGUCGCCUUCUCGGCACUCGUGCCGCUCGUCGCAGCCAGCCCUGCUGUGAGCCCCGGUGAUGGUCGCGUGUACUGCGACCAGGGAGACAAGGGCGUCCCAAGAGCGUUUGCGCAGGACAUAAUCAACAACAUCAACACGAACCAGAAGGAUUUCGGCAUCCCCGGCAGGGACGGGGACUUUGGCUUCGGGUCGAGCUGCCUCAGCCACAGCCAGGGCGGCGGCUCUUACUGCUGCCAGGUUGCGUACUUGAAUACGAACGGCAACGUCGGCACGGUUACGAUGACGGCCAACACCAAGUCGACAGGCGCCGACGCGCUCGGUGGCAAGACGGACGGGGCCACUCUGAAGAGCCUGGCUACCGACAUCCUGAACACCUGCUGGUCCGGCAAUGGUGAUCACUCGGGUCGGUGGGCGGGAGCUGGAUUCCAGGUUGGGUUGAGCGGAGGCACUUGCUAG
Gloeophyllum trabeum ATCC 11539 is the source of this 951-nucleotide messenger RNA. RefSeq lists its product as uncharacterized. The record is from RefSeq and is a predicted model, not a curated record. The transcript has 2 exons. Lineage: Eukaryota; Fungi; Basidiomycota; Agaricomycetes; Gloeophyllales; Gloeophyllaceae. The coding region runs from base 1 to 951 and encodes 316 amino acids.